Molecule: messenger RNA, 795 nt
Organism: Menidia menidia (Atlantic silverside)
Lineage: Eukaryota; Metazoa; Chordata; Actinopteri; Atheriniformes; Atherinopsidae
Source: the annotation of a GenBank genome assembly
CAUAACAACAAUGGUCUAAAAUCCUCUGAGAGUCCUAUGGUGGAGAUGCUGCGAUCCAGGAUUGAUGAACAGUCCAGUUUGAUCUGUGUACUGAAGCAUAGAGCAGAUGAGACACUUCUAAGAUCUCAAGCCCGGCAAAAAAUCAAUGCUGAGCUUGAAGUCCAGUUAGCUCACAUUCAGAAUGAACUGGACAUGGAACGGAAGAGAGCAGAUUUAUUAGAAAAAAGAUUUGCAGAUUUAGCUGCAAACAAUCAAGGAAUCAUUUCUUUCAUGGAGGAGCACAAAUCCCAGAAUGCCCUGUUAAAACUGGAAAACAAGCGGCUGCAGUCAGAAAAUGAUUCACUUUUUUCACAAAAAUUACAUGACAGAGAGGUUCUAAUUCAGAAACUCAGCCAAGAAAUCAAGCUGCUGCAUGAGAAAUGUAUAAACCAGGAAAAGGAAUACAGGACAAAAUUAACCGGAUGUGAGUCAAAACUCAGAGAACAGGAUCUUCAGCAUAAAGCUAAGGAGACUUCACUACUCAGUCAGCUGCAAGACGCUCAACAGAAACACAAAGAUGCUACAGAAAUGUGCAAAGAUUUGAAGCAGAAACUAGAAGAUGCUAGAGAGCAGCAUGCUUCGAAAGAAAUCAACAUGAAGGAAAGCAUAGCUGACCUGACCGAGGAGAGGAACAAAUUGCUGAGCCUCUCCGUGGAAAGAGGCAAAGUAAUACAGGAGAAACAAGUUGAAAUCCAGCAGUUAGAGACAAAAUGGAGAGAAGAGAAAAAAGCCCGGACCAUGGCAGUGGACAGGUAA